GCCAUUUGUCACCUCGUUCAGUUGAACUGACCGGACUUGUUAUUUCCGGUGAAGUUAAUUCGGAUCCAGCUCGACCUGCAGCUUACGUCCUUGAAUCUCCUGCUCCUUAGCUCGCAUUCCCCAUGUCGGCGAAACCGGAGGAGCACGAGGGUGAGGAGGAGAUCCUAGGAGGCGGCGUGUGGGGAGUGGAUCUAGGGGUAGAGAUUGAGGAGGCCCACCGCGCGGCGUGCUUGGCGGGGAAUUCCACCUACGUAGACCCUGAAACAGGCUAUUCGGUGUUCACAGCGCCGGCUCUGCUGAAGCCCGGCCGCUGCUGCGGCAACAAAUGCAGGCACUGUCCCUUCGGCCACUAUGCUGUUCGCCCCAAUGCCUUCAUGUUACGGACCAACUCGCUCACGGAGCCGAUGCUUCUCUCUCCCACAAAGAAUGCCUCUCUCUCCUCGCCCUCAAUCGCCCUGCUCUGGGACGGCAGCCUGCCCGCCCUUCUCGCUCUCCAGGCUCUCACUGACCAAUCGCAACCCGCCACCAUGAGCGGCUCGCCUGCCCAGGAUGUUGUGCUGACGACUCUCUUUGACCCACACUCGGGGCAAGUCCUGUCCCCUACCAGCGUUCCUACCAAGACCACCAUCCCUACCAGCGUCCGUGACGCUGGGACGCAUGCUGUAACUGGUAGUGAUGCUGCUUAUAGCGAUGCUGCUGCUGCUGCUUCUGCCUCGCAGUCCGCUGGAACUGCUACUGAAAGCAAGAGAGGAAACUCUGGCAGUAGUACCACCAGCAGCGGCAGCUGUGGUACCAGCAGGGUCAGCAGUGCUACAGCUGCGUCUGGGGCAGCUAAAACUCUUCGUUGCCUUCCCAUCUCCAUCCGGGCAGUGAUGGACCAAUCCUUGGCCCUGAAACGGCCGCUGCUAGCGGUCCCUGUAGAGGGAUGCGAGGCCCUCUGUAGAGGGGUUGAGGACCAGGCCGGGGUAGAAGGGGAGGAGAAGCAGCAGGGGCGAGAUGAAGUUCGAGGUGCUAAUUUAGGCGAUGCAGCGAGUGCAGGCAAGGGUUUGGACGUGGGAAGGGCUGGAUGUGGAUGCAAGGCAGAGGCAGUGGCAGCUGCUGGUACUGACAGCAAAGGAGCAGCAUCAGCAUCAGCAUCAGCGUCAGCAUCAGCGUCAGCAUGGGGACCUUCUGGGUGUGACGAAGGAAUGAGCAUUGGAGGAUUUACGCCUAGCUGGGCUGCUUUGGUUCAGGCCGCUCUUGAUUCCUCGGUCAAAUCUCAGGUGAACUCGGUAGUGUCUCCCCUUCCACUCCUUCUGUCAACCUCUGCUUCUCCUCCUCGUCCUGCUGCCGCCGCUGCUGCUGCUGCUGCUGCUCCUGCCACUCCUGCUCCUCUCACUCCUGCUGCUGCCAUGCCUGCUACUGCUGGCACCGUGGCUGCAAGCUCUGCUGCAUUCUAUGUAGAGCCUGUGUUUAAGCACCACUCGCUGAUCACAAUGGCACCCGUCACACGUGGCUCUUCACUCCUGCAGCCAUCUCAGCUCCGGGUUCUCCUACACGAGGCAGGCACCUGGCAGCACGUACCAACAGAGGAAGCCGUAUCUCGGCUCGCUUCCGCUCCUUCGUCCUCCUACCAGCCGCCAUUGGCUGGAGUGGCCGCUGCUCGCUUGCCAUUCGUUCCUACUUUUGUGGAGAUCCAAGCGCCUGCGCCUGCCAGCCGGUUCAGCAGGUGGAUUGCAGCCCUUCGAUAUGUGAUGCACGCUCUGAUGAGGUGACAAGCAAGAGCGGCCCAGAAUGCCUCGUAUUUUUCCCCGCAUGUCAGCAUUUUGCAAAUCAAAUGCUCCCCAUUCCGGUUGUUUCCUAGGUAUGGUGUGAAAGGUGUAAGAAAUAUAUUAUAUGUAGUUCUCAAUGUGCUUAUACACAUACGUAUGUGUUCCUAUGUGGAUGUGUUUAUGUGUUCACCGAUAACGGACU
This is a messenger RNA of Closterium sp. NIES-67, 1953 nucleotides long. The record is from the annotation of a GenBank genome assembly. NCBI's taxonomy places the organism in Eukaryota, Viridiplantae, Streptophyta, Zygnematophyceae, Desmidiales, Closteriaceae.